This is a messenger RNA of Eruca vesicaria subsp. sativa (arugula), 430 nucleotides long. The record is from the annotation of a GenBank genome assembly. NCBI's taxonomy places the organism in Eukaryota, Viridiplantae, Streptophyta, Magnoliopsida, Brassicales, Brassicaceae.
AUGUUUCCGAGUAAAGCUACCUCCUUAUUCUCAUUGUCUAGUCACAUGGACAGAAACCUCACCCGUUCUCGGUGCUUCACGUCCUCCCCGAUUUAUUAUGUUAGAGGUGCUGAACCAUGUGAAUAUCGAGAUACCGGAACUAUCAAGAUUCCUUCUCUUAAGGUCCCUAUGGAGUUACUCAAAGAGGUGGGAAUCAUAGGAGCUUCCCAUGGCUGGGUUGCAACUUUGAAAAAUGGGAUUGUGUGUCUUCAAGAUGACCUAGAUCUCCACGCACCAGAUACUGACCCAAAACGCAUAUCUCUGCCUCCUCUUGAAACUCUGCCUCAUUGCCAAACCCAAAUAGUAACCAACAUAGCCAUGUCCUCUUCCUCUCCAGAGGAUGAAGACUGCAUCGUGGCUGUCAAGUUCUUGGGACCUCAGCUAAGCUUGU